CAUAAAAUCACUUCCUUUUUUCCACUCUUUCUUUUCUCUUUUCGUUACAUAUCAUGGCCUCAUUUUUCUUCGAAGACUAUCAUUUUCCUAGUGAGCUCUAUAGUCGAGAAACUGGUGAUUUUACAACACCUGUUCGAACUUUACUUGAUUUUGCUCCUCAUAUCCUACAAGAACUACCCAAGAAAGAGAAAGAACAAAAGCCAAUCAAUUCACCUUCAGAAGAUUCCUGGACAAAGAAUACAACACCAACAAGUUAUCUUGGAUCACUUCUCACAUCAGAAAGAGCGCAUGCUAUCGCGGAAUUUGUGAUACGAUGUGGAAACGAAUAUUUCAAAACAACAGAAGACAAAAGGCGUCAAGAACAAGAGUUUAAAGAGUUUGAGACACGAUAUAAGGAACAAAGACAAAAAAAGAGAGGUUGGUUUAAUACUUUUAGUUCAACAUCAGACAGUGAAGAAGAAACACUAGAGCAACAACUGAAGGAAAAAGAGGAAAAAGAGAAACAGGAAGCUAAGAGGAAAAAAGAAAAAGAAGAUCUAAAGGCUCUAGCACCUCAUACGUCAACAAGUACAAUGGCUAAAUCAGCAGUAGCAGCAAGUGUGUUGUCCUUAUCACUUUACUCUACCUAUCAGGCCAGUGUUAAAUUCAGUGAAGUCUCUUUUCAUAACCAACUUGAAAUUUUGAUCACACAAGUUCAGUCCAUACUUCAGAGUACUCAAGUAUGGAUUGAAGAGCAUGACAAAUUAGGCGACGGAGUACCUAAUCAGAUUCGAUCGGAUGUCAUACAACUGAAGCAGAUCGUUGAUUACCUGGUAAGAUUAGAUCCUCGCUCAAAUAAAAAGAUAGAAGCAGCCGGAUGGAGUUUCGGUGCUUUGGGUGGAUUAUCAGCUUUGGGUGGUCUUGCAUUAGGCAGUGCCACUGUGGCUACAGGUGGUGCUGCUCUUGCAUUAGGCGGUGUUGUCGUGAUGAUCUCUUCAAAAGCUCAAGGCAAAAGUCAGCUUGGUGCAAGACUUUUGUUAGAAAACCAAGUCCGUGAAAGAGUAUCUAGUUGCCAAAAAGCAAAAGAAGAACGUACACAACUUAUUGAGCAAGGCUUCACAAAUCAGAUAAAAAAGGAAAAGACAAAUUCUAUUGAGCCUGAAAAAGAAAAGCCAAGCAAACAGAAACCUGCAGUAACAAAUCAAGAGCCAUUGCAUAAAGCCAUACCUCUAUCAAAAAAAAAGGUUGUUGUACCAAAUUAGUUGCACAAACAUGACAUCAAUAUUAAAUAAAGUUACUCUGAUGAUAUGCUAAUACCCUUCUUCAAACUAUCUUGAAG
This is a messenger RNA of Gilbertella persicaria, 1318 nucleotides long. RefSeq lists its product as uncharacterized. Bases 54 to 1241 code for a protein of 395 amino acids. NCBI's taxonomy places the organism in Eukaryota, Fungi, Mucoromycota, Mucoromycetes, Mucorales, Choanephoraceae. The transcript has 3 exons. The record is from RefSeq and is a predicted model, not a curated record.